Molecule: messenger RNA, 2891 nt
Organism: Drosophila willistoni
Lineage: Eukaryota; Metazoa; Arthropoda; Insecta; Diptera; Drosophilidae
Gene: Rnp4F
Product: RNA-binding protein 4F
Exons: 8
Coding region: 130-2550 (806 amino acids)
Biological process (GO): mRNA splicing, via spliceosome
Cellular component (GO): nucleoplasm; cytoplasm; ASAP complex
Molecular function (GO): RNA binding; protein binding
Source: RefSeq, a predicted model, not a curated record
CGGUGAUGCCGGAAUCUUACUAAUUGAGCAUUCUCUCAACAAUCUGAAAGUCAACGCAAGUUGAAGUUUGUUAGAUUCCAUUGCAUCAAAUACAAAAUAUUAAAGUUUACGUGCAGAAAAACUGUCAACAUGGAUUGUGAUCAAUCAGAGGAAGAGGUACAAUUAAAGAUAGCCGCAGCCGGGGAAUCAGCUCCCAUUCCCGCUGAUGCAGACGACAAUCAGACGAUUGAGAUAAGCUCGGAUUCUUCAAAUGGGCCCUCCGACAGCGAUUCAGACAGCGAUGAUGAUGUAGGCAUUAUUGAUGACGAUACCGAUGAGGAUGGCGAAUCACCCGAGGAACAAGACUUUGAGGACACAUUUGAGUUUUUGAUGACCAAGCCGGAUAAGGAAUUCCGCCACUUGGUUCAGCUAAGCGAGGUCGCGUUCAAAUUGAAUGAUUUAGAAAAAAUCGACCUAAUGGUGGUGGAAUUUGAAAAGUUGGCCGUCAUACCCGGCAACAUCUGGAUUAAGUACUUAAAGGCAUGGCUGGUGGUGACUCAAACUGAUGAGGAGCGACGCCAAUUUGAAGAUAAAUGUGCCAAAUCCUUGCGCUCAUCUUACAGUAUCCCUUUGGCUGAAUUUAUAGUGGACGAAUUGGUUAAACUACAGAAAAUAGAGAAUCCUUUGCUCUGGGCCAAUUUGCUGGCCGAUUAUGGUCUAGAGCGUCCUGAUUUUAUUCAAAAAUUACACAGCCUAAUUAAAGCCGCCAACCUGACGGAGGAGGAGUCCACUAAGAUAAACGAGCAAAUGCAAAAGCACUGCCCCACUUGGGCUAGUCCACCCGAGCAAGUGGAGAUUAUCAUUAAUCUGAUUAAAAGCUUCAUUAAACAUAUUGAGGCCUUUAAGCCCCAAUAUAAUAAUUGGAACUGGGCCAAGGUGCACAGCCCCUUUGUGGAGAAGGCGGAUGAGUUGCCUCUAAACGAUGGAAUACAAGAUGGUCUGUGCAAGCUAAUCUUUGAGCGCUGUGUAGCCAAGUUUCCAACAGUCGAUGCCGUAUGGAUGGACUACAUUCAUUUUGUUGAAAAUGAGAAUACCGAUGGUGAGGCUGGGAGUAAGAAUCCAUCUGAACAGGUGUCCACAAAAAAAACUGCAAGAUGUUCAUGGGGAUAUCUUAAGGCCAGUCCCCUGGAUUUGGCACGACGUGCUGUCAAAUGUCAUCCCAGUAUUCGCACUAAUCACAAAUUUCUCAAUCUAAUGGAGCGAUCCGGGUACACUCCGGCACAGGUAGAGAGCGAACUAAAGUUACUCUUAGCCCGAAUUCAGCCAGAGAUGAACAUGACGGUUGAGCUUCACUUAGAUUAUCUGGCCUACCUAUUGAGAGCCAAGAACGUCGGCGAAGAGGAACAGGCAAAUCAAGUGCGUGCAGCCUUUCAAAGCAGUUGGGACAUACUCUCUGAUCUGUAUGGUGAUCAGGCCGACACAAGCUACGAAAUGCUUCAGCUGUGGGCUCAUGUGGAGUACUGCCUAAUGGCCAGUCCGGCAAAAGCAGUUGAAAUCUGGCGUCAGAUAAUGGGCUAUCCCGGCAGUUCGUAUCGAGGUCAGCUUUGGAUGAGCUAUGCUCAAAUGGAAUGUGAGUACAAUGGAGUACAAAGUGCACUUGUCGUUCUGCGGGAGGCUAUGGGCCAGCCCGCUAUGGAAGAUGCCCACCUGGUGCAAGAGCUGUAUCGUCGUUACGAACGCAUCCAUGGCACAUACGAAACCAUUGCCGAAUGCCAGUCACAGAAGGCACCGGAACCAGAAUGGCACACGUCGCGACGUCGCCCACGGGCUGAAAUAUACCCUGCGCAUCGUCCGAAACAGCAACAGCAGCCGCGUCAGCCGCAAGUCAAUCCAAGCAAAAAACCGAAAAAAACUCCCCCAGAAGCGACACCGACACCAACAGCAGCACCAGCACGUUCUCCAGUGGCAGCUGAAGCGAAACAGCCAAAACCACAGUUCGGCUCUAAUUUUAAAUAUUCGACAAAUAUGGAGACAAACAAAAUUUUCGUAAAGAACUUGCCAUCCGAUUGCACUAAGGAACAGUUAACAGGUAUUUUUAAGCCAUUCGGCACCAUAAAGGACGUAAGACUUGUCUUCAAAUUUAACAAGCAAUUUAAGGGAAUUGCCUACAUUGAAUAUGAAUUGCCCUCAGAGGCGCAGAAAGCAGUGACACAACGUGAUGGAUUCUCCAUUGGUGGUCAGAAAAUUAAUGUGGCCAUAUCGAAUCCUCCACCCAAGCCACCACUGAACAAUCCACCGGCCUUACAAUCUGCUCCCAAGCGUCGGGUAGCCACUAGCCUGAUACCAACGACAUUGGUACGCCAAGAAGCUAAGCGUCGCAAGCAAUUGGACGUAGAACCCGAGAAGUCAGUCCCAGCCGAUUGCCCGCCAGCCAAUGGUGAUAGUGAUCAGUCACGCAAUGGAAAUAACGUCUCUUCUGCCAUCGAAUCAACGUCUGCGGAUGCAGCAGUUGCCCCCCCAGCAACUGCUCCCAAAUCCAACGAUGACUUUCGGAAGCUAUUUAGUAUUUAAGCGAUAGGCUAGCACAACCAACACUUCAUACCCAUGUAAAUCGGAAGUCCCAUUCCAAUUUUAAACUAAUUCCAUACUCAACGCCCUCACCUCACAGUAUAACAAUAAUACCAGAAAAUGAAAUUGUGUUUAUGCGGCAAAAAAUGCAAUAUAUGUACAUAAAUGUAUAUUUACAUAUAUUCAUUUGCUUUGCCAUAAGGGACAACUCAGUUUCUGAAGUAGUUUUAUUCAAUCGUAAAUGCCUUUUUAAAAAGAAAUACAAAAAGGACAAAUGACAAAAACCAAAUCUAAAUAAAUGUAAAAAAGAGCAUAAUUGGAAUUAAAUAUUUGGAACAACUUCA